Molecule: messenger RNA, 5534 nt
Organism: Anopheles funestus (African malaria mosquito)
Lineage: Eukaryota; Metazoa; Arthropoda; Insecta; Diptera; Culicidae
Gene: msk
Product: importin-7
Exons: 9
Coding region: 260-3427 (1055 amino acids)
Biological process (GO): protein import into nucleus
Cellular component (GO): nuclear envelope; cytosol
Molecular function (GO): small GTPase binding
Source: RefSeq, a predicted model, not a curated record
AUGUUUCUGACGUUUCGACGAUCGGCGCUAAAACCGCGUGUCUGCAAAUUGCGGUGAAUUCCAUUUGUGCUGCUAUUGCAAAAUCAUUUUACCGGCCGGGAAAUACGUAAAUCUGUUCGCAUCGGCUGCGACUCGCCACUCGCAGCUGCCGUCACAAAGUGUCUUGCUGGAGCGUCGCUGCUUAGUGAAAGUGUGAUUUUAGCAAGCGGUCUCGUUUGUGUGGUACACCUGUACAUUGCAUCCGUAAUCCGCCCCGAACAUGGAUACCGUCAAGAUAAGCGAAUUGCUUCGUGCCACCAUCGACCCAACGCAACGAUUGCAGGCCGAGGAGCAACUAAAUCAGGUACACAAGAUCAUCGGAUUCCUGCCCAGCCUGAUGCAGGUGAUCAUGCAGAAUGAGCUGGAAAUACCGGUCCGAUUGGCGGGUGCCAUCUAUAUGAAGAACCUGAUCAACAGCAGCUGGCAGGACCGAGAGGCGGAAGGCGGCAAUCCGAUCCCGUUUGCCAUUCACGAGCAGGAUCGGGCCAUGAUCCGUGACACGAUCGUGGAAGCGAUCGUGCACGUGCCGGCUGAGGUGAUAAAGGUACAGAUGUGCUUCUGCCUGAGCCACAUUAUCAAGAACGAUUUUCCGGGCCGGUGGACGCAGGUAGUGGACAAAGUAAGCCUGUGUCUGCAGAACAGCGACCCCAACGCGUGGCACGGUGCACUGCUCUGCAUGUACCAACUGGUGAAGCACUACGAAUACAAGAAGUCCGCCGAACGGGGUCCGCUAACCGAAGCGAUGAAUCUGCUGCUGCCACAGAUCUACACCAUCAUGAUGAACGUGAUCAACGAACCGUCGGAGCAAAGUGUGCUGUUGCAGAAGCAAAUAUUGAAAAUAUUCUACGCCCUUACCCAGUACUCGCUACCGCUGGAGGUGAUCACGAAGGAUGUGUUUUCGUGCUGGAUGGAAAUCUGCCGCCAGAUCCUGGAACGUCCGGCACCGGAUGCGUCCCACAUUGAGGAGGAGGAACGGCCGCAACAUCCUGCGUGGAAAACGAAAAAGUGGGCCUCCCAUAUCAUUCUGCGUAUGUUCGAACGGUACGGCAGUCCCGGCAAUGUCAUCUCGAAGGAGUACAAAGAAUUUUCCACCUGGUAUUUGCAAACGUUCACCAGCGGUCUGCUGAUGGUGUUGCUGAAGAUUCUGGACCAAUAUCGCAACAAGAUCUACGUGUCGCCGCGCGUCAUGACGAACACGCUCGACUACAUUAAGACGGCCGUUUCGCACGCAUUCUCGUGGAAGAUGCUGAAGCCCCAUAUGAUUGAGAUCAUUCGGGACGUUAUCUUCCCGCUGAUGUCGUACACCGAAGCGGACGAAGAGCUGUGGGAUAGCGAUCCGAUCGAGUACAUCCGCAAGAAGUUCGACGUGUUUGACGAUUUCGUGUCGCCGGUACAGUCGGCCGAAACGCUACUGCACAACUGCUGCAAAACGCGCAAAGGCAUUCUGACGCAGGUGAUGCAAAUCAUUAUGCAAAUCAUCAACACACCCGGGCUGGACCACAAGGAGAAGGACGGUGCGCUCCAUAUGGUUGGUUCGCUGGCGGAGGUGUUGCUGCGGAAGAAGAUCUUCAAGGAGCAGGUCGAGCAGCUGCUGAUGCAGUACGUCUUUCCGGAGUUUGCCAGUCCGCACGGGCAUCUUCGAGCACGGGCCUGCUGGGUGAUGCACUAUUUCAGCGACAUCAAGCUGAAGAACCCACAGGUGCUGGAGCAGAUCAUGCGUUUCUUGAGCAACGCGCUACUCACAGACAAAGACCUCCCGGUGAAGGUGGAGGCGGCCAUGUCGAUGCAGAUGUUCCUCAUCUCGCAGGAAGAUGCUUCUCCAUUCUUGGAGAGUCAGAUAAAGGACAUCACGAUGGAGCUGCUAAGGAUCAUUCGCGAAACGGAGAACGAAGAACUGACGACCGUGCUGCAAAAAAUCGUUUGCACGUACUCCGAUCAGCUUCCACCGAUAGCGCUUGACAUCUGUCAGCAUUUGGCCACCACAUUUAGCCAGGUGUUGGAAACGGAGGAUAAUGGUGACGAGAAGGCAAUUACCGCGAUGGGACUGUUGAGCACAAUGGAAACACUGUUGGCCGUAAUGGAAGAACAUCCGCAGGUGCUGGCAGCACUGCAUCCGAUCGUGCUGCAGGUGAUCGGACACGUCCUGCAGCAGAAUGUGCUCGAGUUUUACGAGGAAGCGUUCGGGCUGGUGUGCGAUUUAACGUCCAAGAGCAUCUCGCCGGACAUGUGGAAGAUGCUGGAAAUCAUUUACGAGCUUUUCCAGAAAAAUGGAGCCGAAUACUUUGUUGAUAUGAUGCCAGCAUUGCACAACUACAUAACGGUCGAUACGCCCGCUUUCCUUUCGAAUCAGAAUCACGUCAUUGCGAUGUACAACAUGUGCAAGUCGAUCCUCACGAGCACCGCCACGGAAGAGUCGGAGUGUAGUGCGGCCAAAUUGCUAGAAGUUAUUAUUCUACAGUGCAAGGGACACAUCGAUGAUUUCAUACCGAGUUUCGUAGAGCUGGCAUUGAUGCGACUGACUAGGGAGGUGAAAACGUCCGAGCUGCGAACGAUGUGCUUACAGGUCGUUAUUGCAGCUAUCUAUUACAAUCCUACUCUUUUGUUAGAAAUUUUGGAAAAAAUCCCCAUACCGGUUCCCGAUUCGUCUAUUACGGCUCACUUCAUCCGGCAAUGGCUGCACGAUUACGAUUGUUUCCUUGGCAUUCACGAUCGCAAGCUGUGCAUUAUUGGCCUGUGCACGUUGCUGUCGCUAGGCGAUCGCAAACCGACCGUACUGAGUGAGCUGCCGGACAAAAUCAUUCCAACGAUGCUGAUGGUUUUCGACGGACUGAAGCGUGCCUAUGCCGCCCGUGCAGCCGAGGGCGAAGAGGAAGAAAGUGAGGACGAAAGCGAAGAUCUGGAGGAUGGAUUGUCGAGCGACGAGGACGAUGUGGAUGAGAUAAACCCUUACUUCAAGAACAUGUCAAAGAUGAUACAAGAAAGGGGAGCAGAAGCCGGUUUCGAAGUAACUGCAUCGAUUCAGGACGCUGAUUCCGAUGAGGAAGACGAUGACGAUGACGACGAUGAUGAUGAUGGCGAUGAAAUUGAUGAAACUGCAUUGGAAAGCUACACAACACCGCUGGACGACGAGGAAAAUCCAAACACGGUGGAUGAGUACAUAAUGUUCCAAGACAUUAUGAACAAUCUUCCCAACACUGACCCGAACUGGUAUACAAUGCUUACCAGAAAUUUGAAUGCAUCCGAGCGAAAGAACCUGCAAGAAGUGCUCUUGUUGGCUGUUCAGAAAAAGGAAACCAAACGCUCGAAAGAAAUUGAAAAGAGUGGAGGCUAUCAGUUCACCCAGCAUCAGAUACCAACCAGCUUUAGCUUUACGGGACAGCAACAGUAAUACCGCUGGUAACGAGAAAUGCAUUAGCCAAACCAGUGUUGUGCGAAUGCUCGCCCAGAGAGGGAGAGGCCAAUUCUUCGCGCUCUUGUCGAUGCAUUCAUGAUGUACUAAUAGUGCUUACACUAAUCGCUAUGACUACUACUAGAAGUACUACUACUACUAUUACUACUACAACUACACACAUCCGCUUACGCAAAGCGGCAACAAACACACCUCAUGUAGACGCAAGCGGGAUUCGGUGUCAUUCCGUCGUUUUCGCUUGUUUCUUCACUCUCUGUGACUGGUUCUCUCAUUCUCAUUCUAUCCCAACAUCCUCCUUCAAACUCUCAACUAUCGACCGUUAAUCGCGAACCGGAAGAAACGGCUGGUGGGCGUCCAGUUUUGUGUAUAUCCAUAUUAGUACGCUUAUAUUUUCUAUCGUGUUUGUUUACUAUCCGGGCGCAGGUGUAAGAUCCGGUGUUGUUUCCUGCUUGGAAUGCUUUAUCUCGACGGUAUCAAUAUAUUUACAAUUUAUAUUGUGUCUACAAGGAGAAAACAAGUGUGCGUGUGUGUGUUUGUGGGAGUAGAUAGGAUGGCACAAACUCUAGCAAGCGUCUACUCGAAUCGAUCCGAAGCCGGAAAAGGAGGACGAUCAGGAUGGCUUAUAAUCCCGAGAGGCAAGCAUUUAAACUCGUAUUGAGUGGCACGAGGGUGUUUCAACAGGUAAAUGAAACCGUUGCACAUUUAAUACCUAAAAUCUAAGUACCGACAGAGGUAUUGCUAUCGUUCUGUCUCGUUACUUAGCAUUGAAACAUUAUUAACAACAGCUUUAAUAUACAGCUGCUUCUAACAUACGGAAGAUGUACUGAGCGUAACUGUUAUUUACAUAAUUGUUGAAAGUCGCAAAGCGUUUUGUCCGAAUUGUCUUGUCGCGUCUCCAUUCGUCAAACCAAAGCCUUGAAACAAUUUAUUGAACACGUAACACACACACACAUGCAUUGUACGAUCGUUUGUUCCUCGCUUUGGAUAAAAAUGGAGGUGGGCGAUAAGGCAGAGUAACCCGCCAAACCGUAGCGUUGACUUAGUCGAACUUAGUGACCGAGUUGACUUAGUGGCGACUUCCGACGCAAAUUUUGAACAGAAGUAGUGAGGGCGCACGCUCGUUUGCACCACGUCCCUGCUUAGUUCUGGAUCCAACUGUGAUAUAUUGAUCCCAACUCUCACUACCAUGGUACCCGGGCAGGAUCUGUAGAUAGUCCCACAUCAUGGAGCAGAGUUUCUUGGCGAGAAAAGAGUUCAAUACUAGGCUCGAUAUUUAAUUUUUUUCCUAUUUUUUGUGGUUGUUUAAUUAUGAGGGCCGGGGAAGGGAAACGCAUGCGACAGUACAUCCAGGGUAUGAUGGUGAUCGAAUCGAUUGUUUUGUUUGUAAUUGCAGCAGAAGGUGAAAUCAAGUGAACAAGCAAAAUUUAGUAAUCUGUCCCUAGACGUAGGAUGCAUUAGGUGGCCUUUUUCUAACGCCAGAAGGACACUAAAUGAAAGAGAGAAAACAUCAAGCCAACAUUAAGCUAUAACUGAUGCGUUAGUACGUGAAAAAGGGGCAAACAUAGAAAAUCACAAUCACACACGCGCACACACAAAAAAAAAACGUAUAAAAUGAAUUAUUAUUGCAUUAAAAGAAGUAUCAAACAAUUGGAAGCACACACGCAUUAUUCAUUAUGAUAAGCUUCAUUUGUAGCGAGGAGCAUGUUGUGCAGACAGUUGAAUGGAAUAAGUUUGUGUUUCGGCAUUCUUUGAACUCUCACAAAACAAAACGAAUUAGCGGGUUCCUCUUAGAACAUGAAGCAUAAUGAAAAUAAACCCGAAAUAACAUUUGCACGCCGGAAAUGUGACUAAACAUUUGCAAUAGUUUUAAACACACACACACAAAUAUGCAGCCAGAUUCUUCUUGCGAGAAUUAAAAAAAGGGUAGUAAACUCAUCAUUGUGAAUAAACACCUUCCUACCCCCCUCCCAACUUUUCCACCAAACAAUAGAUAAGUACAGAGGCCCAUUUUAAACAGCUGCAAAGCUCAGCAAACAAUAGCACGUAAUACACAAACGGCAGGAAUUAAAAGUGACGAUAAAUUAAA